UUCCCUACCCACCCCAAUCAUUCUGGCAGUGACGUGUGUAUUGUCAGUGGGGCGGUUUGUUUACCGUUUGUGGUAUGGGCAACAAACAUGCUGCAGGAAAUCCAGGAUAACUUGCGCAUUGCCGUGGAACAGGGGCGCACGGACAUCAUCCGCAGCGUGCUCGAAGCAUGUGACUCCCAAAUUGUGCCUGACGAACCUGGGUCGGUAACCAAAGAAAAAAUUCUGAACUCUCCAUGUUUAGAAGAAGGAACUUUCCUGCAUUUGGCGACAAAGCUUAACCAUGGAGAUGUAGUUCGCACAUUACUUGCUUGUGGCUCUGACCCUCGUGUCCAGAACAAACUAGGUUUGAAUGCAGUAGAUGCAGCAACAUCUCAUCAUUUACGUGAAAUAUAUGUUGAAGAAUUACUGCGUGCCACUGCUAGCUCAGACUGUGAAAGAGUUUGUCAACUUUUGACUGCUGGAAUAUCAGUGAACUCAUGGGACAGUGAAGAAAGUGGGAACACACCUUUGCAUUGGGCUGCAUGCUAUGGAAACCGUGAAGUUAUUUCUUGUUUAAUUGAUAGAGGAGCAGAUGUGAACAGUGUGAAUACCCUUGGAGUCACACCUUUGCAUGAUGCUGUGGCCCGAGCGGAUAUUGAUGUAAUAGAGGAGCUGCUCCGAUCUGGAGCUAACCCUUGCAUUCGAGCAAUUAAAGGGAAGUUUGGAGGAAAAUCAGCUUUUGAACUUGCAAGCCAGAAGCCUUCCCUAGAACUCAUUCUUACAAAGCUGGCAGCAUAUGAGACUGUUCCCAAGUUCAAUGCGAAUGCCACUAGUACCACUGUUUCUGGCGAUGGAAAUCAUUUUUCACACAACUCGGAUCAAGUUCCUCAUCUGAAGCACAACUUACCCACUUGCCACUCAAAUCGGAAAUCUUCUACCAGCAGUAUGACUAGCCCUAAAAAGGACAGAUUGAGGAGUGUAUCAUUGGAAUCUUAUGAUGUUGUCAACCGAGGUAACGGAUAUGUUUCCAAUGGUGGGGAUGGAAACACCCAAAACACUCAUCAGCCCCUUAAUCAUAGUCAGAGUGCAAACUAUGCUCAUGAUGCUGUAUCACCCAAAAGCUCUAGACGAAGUUUGUACUCAUCACAGGCAUCAUUGGAUUUAGCUCCUCGUAUUGACCAGAUGGUUGAAAGCUUGGUUCGUACCCACAUUAACACACCUGUUGCUCCUAUUGUAACGCAAGGUCCUCUGCAUUUGCUAUGGCCCCAACCUCAGCAAAUUGUUGAGUUAGGGGGUGAUACACUAGAUGGAGACCCAGAGGAACCAUUCUUACCGCAAAAGGAGCUUCACAUUUCUGUUGUGCAAGGGAACAUUUCUGUUCAUAGGAUUCUGGAUGUCUGGGACUUGAGUAGAACAGCUUUAUUAGCUUUGGGGUACAAUGUUAAAAUUGGUGAUAUUCAGCCUGUGGCAGGCAUGGAGACAGAGAGUCAAGUUGAGUGCACAGUUAAUGAAGAUCUUUUCAGUCAAAGAGAUGCAUAUCAAAUACACAUCAGUUCCAUCAAAGUCAAAAUAUCUGCGGCCAGUCUGGCAGGCUUGCAUUAUGCCCUUUGCACUUUUACCCAACUCUUACGACUGAGUGUUGCAGCAGCGGAACAAGAAGGCAGAAAGCCAAAUCUACCUCCUGUCCUUAUCCAAGAUUAUCCUACACAAAGACAUCGUGCUGUUCUUUUAGACGUUUCUCCAAACGGCCGAGUACCAAUUUUGGAUUAUUUGUUUCACCUUAUUGAUAUUUGGUCUUCACUCAAAAUAUCCCAUCUUCAUCUUUACACAAGGCUUUUGCCUAGUCAUGAGUGGCAAUUAUGUUAUUCUAAAAGUGAAAUGGUGACAAUAGAUCGAUACUGCCAGGACAGGUUCAUAAGCCUGGUGCCUGUUUUAGAUGUUGAGCCUCAUGUUAACUGCAAGCUUCUAGCCAAAAUGUGGCCGGCUUUUCAAGAAAUUAUUGCAAGUUUCCCCAACAUAAGAUAUGUUCACGUGGGACCAAGACUGAGCAGUCUACUCUUGACACGUGAUGAUGAUCCUGCUGCUCAUCGCUGCCCUAAUGAUAGCACGGACGCUGCUCACCAGAGUGCUUCAAUAUCCGCAGACAAUGAUGACCUUGACAGGUCUCGGGGAGGAGAGAGUGACCGAUUGAGUCUUGCUUUGGAACCUGAAGGUGGUCUGUUUGGAGUUCCUAGCUUUAUGAGGGAGCUUUGGCACCGACUGGACCUUCCGCCAAACAUUACUCUCAUGUUGUGUGCUAAUGGACUCCACAGUCGAUUUUACAACAUCCCCCCAAAUGUCGUCCUCGUAGAAUAUGGAUUUCAGGCUGAUUAUGAUUUUGUCCAAUGGACGCAAGAUUUCCGCCAACAAGGCAAUAUGACCUGCCUGUGUCCUGGAACUGCCAGUUGGAACAGUUUAGCAGGCUGUCCUGAAGCCUCUAUCUGUAAUAUUUACCGAGCUGUUCAGGCAGCUCAGAAGCAAGGAUCUCUUGGAGUAAUCAUUGCACAUUGGUCUGGUUCCUUUCAUCUCACACCGCAUCCCUUCAGUUUACCUGGUUUUGUCGUUGGUGCAGGCCUUGCUUGGAAUGCUUCUACUCAUUGGGAUUACUUGCAUACUGCCUUACCUUCCUUGCUAGACACUCAUGUGUUUCUGGACAGCGCUGGCAUCCUAGGUGGAGUUGUCUUAGAAUUAGGUUAUGCAGAGACCUUGGUGCUGAGAGUUAGUCGAGGCCAAGACCGUGGUGAUCCGCGCGAUCUCCCACCUCAAGAUGGGUCUGCACUGUACAAGCUGUUGACUGAUCCUGACAGUGUUAAUCUGGAAAGAACACCUGCUGAUUUGUUUGCUAGAGUUUCAAAGCACAUAAAAAGAUGUCAAACGAGUUUGUUUGCUGCAAAACCCCAGUGUCGAUUUGCCGAGAUGAUUGUCCAAGAGUUGCAGCUGGCUGCAGAUUUAUUAUUGACGUCAUGUCGAAUCGGACGAUCCCUUGUCUCUGUUGGGACGAAUCCAAACUCAAAUAUGGGCCUUUCUGUGAUCAACUUAGGAAUAUCAAAUCUCCCUCCAACAUUCCGAACCGAUAUUGCAAACAAGCUGCUUGCUCAUAUUGAACAAUACAAAGGGACUUGGCUCCAACGGCACCUCCCUGCUGGACUGCAGAGUUCUCUUCUUAUCCUUACAUCUGUGUUAAGAAGAUUUGUUCCAGAUGAAUCAUGCUCAUCUGUGUGUAGUGACUCAUCAGCUCCCUUUCCAUCUGGCAGUGAACGUUUUUGAUAACUGAAAUCAUUGGUAAAGAUGUGUUUCAUUCCAUGCUUUUACUUUGGUAUAUCCAUAAUCACUGUUCCGGAAAGCCGACCACUCGGGUUUGAUUGGAAUAAAUGGAUCGGUGCGCUCACUGCAUCCCUGCACAAGCAAAUGUUCCUUUGCUUAACAAAGUGGUAUUGUAUAUCUGGCCAAGUUUCUGGCAUAGAUCUCAAAUAUUGAACUUAUGUUGUACUGCAACAUAGUUUUAACAUGCAGAAAAUCAUCUUUUUCUUUUAAAAGUCUGAAAUUUUAGGACUGAUAUGUUUUAUUAUUGAAAGGUUUGUUUGUGUAAUGGUUUACUAAGCCAGUAUUUCUUAAAAGCUGUUUUUUAAAAUAUUUUAUUUUGAUCAAUUUGAAGUUUGACGCUAACUGAUGUGAUAUUGUUAACUAGUUUUGCAGAUGCCAACAAAGCUUCUGGAAAAUCUGGUCUUGAAAUUAAGUCAUCUAGAAUUUGUUUUAGACAUUCCAGCUUGGGGCUAGAUUAGAUUUAGGACACCAUGAGGAAAACAUUAUUAUUAUUAUGUACUUGGAAACGCCUAGUGUAUGACCCGUCCUUAUAUCUUUGUGAAGAUAGAAUUUAUUUUUUAAGCUCUGUAGAUUUAUGAUAUUUUUUGGGAAGCUUUUUGUGAAUAAAUUCUGAGUAAAUGAUUUUUUGUCAGAAUCUG
This is a messenger RNA of Thrips palmi, 3980 nucleotides long. RefSeq lists its product as uncharacterized. The transcript has 20 exons. The record is from RefSeq and is a predicted model, not a curated record. Gene Ontology annotation, molecular function: protein binding. The coding region runs from base 88 to 3285 and encodes 1065 amino acids. NCBI's taxonomy places the organism in Eukaryota, Metazoa, Arthropoda, Insecta, Thysanoptera, Thripidae.